AUGAUCAUUACCAGUGCGACCGAACUACGGAUUAGCCUCACUGAUGUCUUCUUUGAAAAAAAACAAAUAACAAGACAUGGCACGACGGUUCUCAGACGACAAUGCCCUCCCCAAAGGCUGGCGAACAAGACGGCCUGGAUUCUCAUUUACUCAUUUGCAUUCUUACUCCGCAUUAUCCCUCUUGUCACAUUCUACCUCUUUUAUUAUAUCCCACCUUCGAAUCGUCAGUCCAAAACAUGGACCUACCGCCAGGCUCUCUUCACUCGACUUCUGAAAAGAUUCUGCAACCUCGUCACGGCCACCGGCACAACCACACCCUUGAGCUUGGAGGCAGACAGCCUUGGUACUCAAUGGGUGGUCAUGACUCCCGCCCCCGACAGGUCAUACCGUGGACCUCUUGCAAGUGAUACCGCCAAGCCAGAAAAGAUCGGAGCAACAUGGUAUCCUCACCCGUCCGCCGAAAACACAGACGUUAAUGAAAAGGGGCUCGUCGUUCUCUCAUUUCACUCCGGCUCGUUCCUAUGGAUGACAGGUCGCCCUGAAGACAGCAGUGCGAUUGCCAGGAAGAUCAACGCGAAAGUUGGGCCCGGUACGCGUUCACUAUGGGUACAAUAUCGUCUGGCAGGUGGGAAGAACCCAACUACUUAUCCUGGACCAAUGCAAGAUGCAAUCACGGCAUACCACUACCUAGUCAAGGAGUAG
Messenger RNA from Penicillium angulare, 702 nucleotides. RefSeq lists its product as uncharacterized. The transcript has 2 exons. The record is from RefSeq and is a predicted model, not a curated record. Lineage: Eukaryota; Fungi; Ascomycota; Eurotiomycetes; Eurotiales; Aspergillaceae. Bases 1 to 702 code for a protein of 233 amino acids.